AUGGCAGGGAGCAAAGUGGAAAAAUGCAAAACUAUAGAAUCCCAACCUCUGGGUACGAGAUUGAUAGAUUCCCUGUAUGCAUAGAUACCUCGGCGACUAGUAGUGACGUAUACUGUUGUACUUCCAUAUAGAAUUUUGCACAUCUUGUGUAUUCAUAUAUCAAUAACUCGAUUAUUUCGUAUAUUUAGUAGUUGAGUAUUUCUAUAUAUUUUAUUUGCAGCUUUAGUGUUUGUUUACGACUAUCAUCCUGGUGCAGACACAAUUCUACAGAGACAUUUCUCGGAAAGUCCCAAUGGCCUAAUAAACAUGAAAGAUGGUCACAAUGGUGUACAUCUGCAAGCACCACCUGGGCGGAAAAUAUUCUCUCCUGGUAACACAACCCCAACGCGACAACAAUUUAUGCCUGAGAGAUUAAUCUGGAACUACAUAAUCCAACUUUCAUCAGCGUUAAGAAGUAUUCAUUCCAUGAUGAUGGCGUGCAGAGUUAUUGAACCAUCAAAGAUUCUGGUACUAUCAAAUUCAAGGUAACCUCGUUGGGAAGUUAACAAGCCUAUUUAGAACCAUGCGUUAUCGCAGUAGAGACACUACAGGGGUGAGAGUUAUCCUAUGUCCCUACGACCUCUAAUUGUUCAGGGAUGGAUCCAGCAUGAUCUGGAAGGGGGUGCUCUGCCAGCUCUGGUGCCGAGUUGUGUCGGUCAUGUGUGCCGCCCGCCCAUCAAGUUGCUUGACUAUUACAAAGUCUUGCUUGACUACUGUAUUUGAAAGAGAUAUCGUCUUUGGGGCCCUUUAUCUUGUUACCGAUGAUCUAAUUAUAUCAAGGUAUUUUAUAUUAUCUGAUAUAACUGUAUGAUUUCGUAAAUGUUUCACCUGUGACAAGAUAAAUGGCUCUAAACUAAAAACAUAUCAUACAUUGAUGGACUCUAUAGCCAAGGCUGAGGGUAUAUUGAGAAUUACGCUACGCAGGGACGGCGCUGGACCUAGUUAACCUCAAACCGUUACCCUCAUCCAACGUGUUGAGCGGGUCCAAAGGAGGGCAACGAACUACAUUUAAACCUUCCGUACUUGUGCAGUGAGACUUAUCGGGAACGACUUGCCAGUUUGGGCCUCUUACCGCUAUCUUACUGGCAUGAAUACUUGGAUCUCGUGUUCUUUUUCAAAGCGGUGAACAGCUUGGUGGACGUGUCACAUGACGUCCUCCCUGAAGUCCUGUCUCAAACCAGAACGACCAGAUCCUCCAGUGGCAACCAAAUCUCCUUCCGUCCGGCCGAAUGCAAAACCACUACCAACCAACGCUCGUGCAACUAGAACCUGGAACUCUUUACCAACUACACUAAGAUCUCCUGACAUUAAUAUUAGGCAAUUCAAAACUGAUUUACAAACUUGGAAAUCCUGGAAAAUCAAUUUUAGUCAUAGAAAGUCAUGGAAAAUUGAAAUUUUACAUAACAUUGACAAACUAUUUUACUUAUUUCAAUUUACUAGUCAUAACAAUAAUAUGAAUUGUUUAAUUGUUAUAUAACGGAUUUUUGCAAGAGCGAAGUGAAUUUUGUUCUUUUAUUAUAUCUGUUAUCGUUAAAAUAUAAUUAACGAAUUUCAGAAAUUCCAGACUUCCAGGUCAUGGAUUUUGAAAAAAAUGGUCAUGGGAAGUCAUGGAAAAGUCAUGGAAUUUUAAAUGGGAAAAGGUGUACGAACCUUGUCAUUGUCUAGAUGUCUAUUUGUUGUUCUGUUACGUGUUUUUGGCAAAGUUUAAUAAAUAAAUAAAUAGUUGAAUUGGGGUGUAAGAGAUUAAUUUUUAAUCUGUUUCACUCUAUUUUUUGCCCUGUCAAAUUCAUGUUUUCCCGACUACGAAAACAAUUUGCCAACUGGGAUUCACUGUUUUGCCGACUACCUGAUGAGUGAUGACUGGGGGUGUAACCCCCCCCCCGCGCCCCUGACCCUAUACGACCUCGGAGAAUUUCCUUUUAACAUGUCAAAUAGUUUACCGUUAAGCAGAAUUGAGAGUUGCCCUAAGACCUAGAAGGAUUUCCCUUUGAUAUGCACAAUAGUCUGCUGUGCAAUAGUCCGAAUGAAUUCUAAGGUGAUAUGGUAUUUAAUAUUCAGUCAAGAAUUAAACAUCCUUUAGUCCAUUGUGUUUUUCUUUCCUUUACGAAUUCAUUGAAAUUUGGUUUUGUAUUUUCAGGCGACAAUCGUAAUUGAAAAUAAUGGAAUUAUAUGUGUAGUUGUUGAACAGAAAGCAAAGUUUAAGCUAUUAAUAUUUCAUAUCUAUAUUUCAGGUUACGAAUCAAUGGAUGUGGUAUAUUUGAUGUCCUAGAUACAAACAGUAGCACCACUAUGGUUCAGCAUUUUCAGGUGAGAUGAAGAGAUUGUACAUUAUACCGGUCACAUUGUACCUCUCAUUUGGGCGUUCACAUUCAUGUUUUAAAAUUGGGUAAUUCUGGGGUUUAAUAUUUUUUAUUGCUUGUCCUACACCGCCGAGGACAGCAAGCAAUUAUAUCACUCCUUCAUCGUCCCACCACGAAGCUUGAAUGUCAAUAUAUGCAUGUGUGUCGGAUAUCUUGCGUAUACCCAUAAUCUGCAAAAACUCAGUGGUCAGAACGCUGGUGUUCGUUAAAUCACAGACCUUUGGUUCGGUUGAUUAAGUUAAUAUUUCACAACGCUUAUGGAAACAAACAAUUCUGGAAAAACAGUUUGCUAGGAAGGUGAUUUUAGGGAUUCAUGCUCUCAUUGUUCGAUAACUUUACUUUCAUUUAGCAAGAAGAUCUUAUUACGUUUGGAAGACUGAUAUUGAUGCUCGCCUGUUACUCACUCCAGGCUGUAAACCGCGAGAAUAUUCAGCAGUCAAUGGAGUUUAUAAAUCUGAAAUAUUCCAAUGACUUGAAAAAUUUAAUUCUGUAAGUGUUCGUUAGAACUCAGUUUUUAAUUGCAUGCAAUGUACUUCCAUUUUAAUUUGAUCUAUAGUUUUAAGGUUUUAGGUUAAUUUUUGGGAAACAGAAAAUGUUUAGAAUAUGUUUAUUUAUUGGUUAGAGAAGCAUAUUUGCAUAUUUUAGUUCUGAUGACCAAGAACCUCAAAAUGCUGUAGGGGUUCACCGAUAGUGUUCACCGACUGGAUACGUGAUGUUUAUAUAAGAUUCAUGGUUUUUUAUUGGUUAAUUAAAUAAAUCAUUUGAAUUUAUUAUAAAAUACGAAUUAUAAAAUAUUAUAAUAUAAGAACACUCAAGCAUCAGUAUACUGUAUGCAUAAAAGUGAAAUAUGAUAUCAAUAAAGGUAAAUAUGAAGUAUUUCCAUAAAAUCGUGUGACAAGCUAGAAUUUUCGGGAUACCCUUACUAUUAUCGUCGUUGUGGAGGUGCCCUAUUUUACGCGUAAACAAAUGACAAACGAUUCAUCGUUUCAAACGACAAACGAGAAUGGAUGAGUAGUUAACUGGGAUUUUAGAAACGUAUUGUAAGAAAAUUCAAGGUCUGGGUUGUGAGAUCCUUCAAGAGAUCUGUGACUUCGGCUUGACAUAACUUGUAGAAAUGUAUAUUAAAACAUUCAAAUAAUUUUAGAUAUCUUCUGCGGCAACCACCACCAAAUCACGCGAAGAGCAUUAAUGACGUGAUGCCAAUGAUUGGUGCAAGGUUUUAUACUCAAUUAGAUGCUACUCAAGUACGAUGUGAUGUUUUACAAGGUGAACUGGCUAAGGUAAUUUAUACAAUUUCUAUGUACUAUUUAAAACACGAGAAGGAGUGUUUUAUCAUACGACUACAAAAGAAUACUAAUUAGGAUGAACAAUUAUAUAAUUAUACUAAUUAGGAUAAAGAAUUAUAUAAAGAAUACUAAUGAAGAUGAGUUUUAUCAGAUAUAAAGUCACUCCACGUGACAUAUUAUGGCUGACAUGAUUUGCCACAAGGUUUAUGGAUUUUUAAUGAGUAUUUUAAAUAUAUUUUCAAAGUUUUCAGAAUUUCAGUUUCUGAACAGCUUUAAAGUGUUGCCAAGGGAGACGUUUUUACCAACGAAUUAAAAAAAACAUCACUGGAAGAUGGUUAGAGCUUUGUUGAAGAUUGGGAGAAGGCGACUUAACUGGCAGGUUCAAUCCAGUACUUGUUUAGUGUGGCAACAGAUUGCUGAGAAUCGAAUAUGACUGUAUAAAGUCGUUGUAAGGAUGACAUAGAGGUUCAGAUUUAACUUCCACUACCUAUACCGCUACCAUUAACUUUAAGUGACCAUUAACCAAUCAGAUGCGUUUGAUAUAUCCGAUUAGCCAAUCAGAUGCAUUUGAUAUAGUCGAUUAGCCAAUCAGAUACUUGCUAGGCCAGUGAAAGGUAGCGGUUGUGGAAGUCAAAUCUGAACCUCUCUUUUCUCGCAUCCUUGCAUGCAUGCGCAUGCAUGCAGUUGGAUGUGUUGAGCUUUUCUAAUCAUGCUUACUGUUCAUUAUUGUUGAUUUGCAAUCCCAUCAAAUCUUUGUACCGAGUAGAAAAAACCAUACGACUUGUAUAAGCUUAAAAUCACCAUCCCUGUAACACCUGAACAUUUAGGUAUAUGUGAAAUUGUGGGGUUUUUUCAGCGUAUUAAUUUUAUUGUGCUUGCAAAUGUGGACGUUAUCGUCGAAAGCAUUUAGUAUAUAUAAACAUUUCUUUGUAGGAAAUGGAAAACAGUCGCCUUUUCCGCUUGCUGUGCAAGAUGGGAGGUAUUAAUGAACGGCCAGAGUAAGUACAUGCUGUUUGAUAUUUGUCUGGAAUAUUUAUAUUUGCUUGGAUCCGUUUCAUUUUAUACACCCUGCUUAAUGCUCUCGGCGAAACACUUAGAUGUAAAAUACAGAAAUUACAGAACGGAGCGGCAACAGCCGGCAAGGGCGAUCACGAGGUCUAGCUAUGAUAUACCAGUGCGAGUAUAUGUACUUUUACAUACUUUCCGCUGGCAUAACCUUUCUUUAAGACGUAAAAAGGCUAAAAAUUUUGUCUAAUUUUUAAAACACUGAAAGGAAAUACGCCUUCUUAUUUACAAGAUUUCUUUUCAAUUCGCGACACAAGGUACAAUCUAAGGAAUUUUGAAAUGAGUUUGAAUUUGCCCAAGCCAUGAUUGAACAAAUUAUUAAAAUGUUAUAGUGGGGCGCUUUUGUGGAAUAGUCUUCCUCAAGAUAUACGAAAGCUCCAAUCGAUAUCACAGUUUAAGAAAGCUAUAAAUGAGUACUAUAUAUAAUAAUUUAAACGCGAAAUCCCACACGCGACAAUCUUGUAAACCAGUAGUAGACUUAAUUAAUUAGUUCAGAUUUUUUUGUUACUGUAUAUAUGUUUGUUAGAAUAUCUAUAUACUGAAGAUUUCACCGUGUUUAAGUAAAUUUUAAUAGUUUUGUUUGUGGAAACACCACGUAAAUUUAUUACUGCAAAGCUUUCGAUCCGUAAGCCCGGAUCUUCAUCAGUGCUAAUAUUACAAAACUAUUAUAUUUUAUCACCAUGCAAACAUACAAAGAACUUAUAAAUAAAUUUUAUUGUGUUGUUUUAUUGUUGUUGUAUUGAAUCUUGCAUGUAUGUAUAUUCAUGCAUGUUCAUGUGUUGGAACUUCCAUAUGGAAAAUACUUAUAGUUGAUAAAAUCUAAAACUGUGGAGGUCCUGACCGCGGGCCACAACUGUAGGAAACUACAAAGGUAGUCGCGUGCAUAAAACAAGCCAUCAAAACGAUAUUUCGUAAUAAACAAGUCUGGAUUUCUUGGAAUUCCUUGCGUCAGUCAUUUCGUUGUACAGAGCUAUCCACCGCGCGGGUAACGAUUUUUUUAACCUUCGUAAAAAUGCCUGAAAACUGUGAAACACAGUCAAGGACCUCACAAUAAAUAUAAGAAACUGUUCAAUGUAAAAAGACUAAACUUCAAUCUUCCCCAUGGUCAAUUUUAGAGAGUUUGAAAAAAUCGCUAUCCGGUGGAUAUAUAGCAUGCACUAUCUGCAUGGCCUUCGUACAACCGACCCAUGUAAUCUUUUGUUUAGAUACAAUAUGGAUCCAAGUUGGUCAGAAACUGGUGAUCGAUACUUGAUCAAACUAUUUCGAGAUUACUUAUUUCAUCAAGUGACAGAAACAGGAGAACCUUGGCUUGAUAUGUCUCACAUUGUUUCAUCAUUGAACAAGGUAAGAAAAUUGCACAAAUUGAACAAUAAAGUUGCCAUAUAUCAGAUGUUUGUCUAUUUAACCAUGUCGCAGCUUACACCCUUCCGUAAAGUACGUCAUUUUCGCUAUGUAGCCUCGUUGUAGCCAAAAUGACGUACUCUCCGGAAGAGUGUAUACCAUGCACCAACUCAAGGUUUUCUAAAGAACGAAGCAAUCGUUGUGAAUACAAAACCACAUUUAUAUGAGGCAACAACACAAGGCAUCCAGCAUACUUCAUUUUCACUCAUAUUUUCUGUUCCUUUUUCACACCCCACCUAAUUAAAAAGUUAUUCCUAUCCAUUACCAACCUACUUCUUGCGUCAUCGCUGAUCAGCCAAGACGAGAUCUGAGGAUACGUUGUGGGGAAAAUUAGAAAACCAGCCCUCACCAAAUUAACUUGAUCGAUUAAUCAAGUAAUAUGUAUAAACGACAUGCCGUCUAAAGUGGAGGAACCUGCAUACAUGUGUAGUUAUUUGGAAUCUUAUUUUAAAAAAUAAUUUGCAAUGUCAUGUUAGGAAUUUAGUUAACUUGCUUAGUAUAGUUAACUUACUUUACCUAUAAAGUCACUUUGCGUUUUAACCUAAAUAGUAAAUAUCGUAUACACUUCAAUUAUAAUUUUAGUGUGCUCUUUUGCGCGAUGGGGAGUGGUGUCGUGACAGGUUAAUUUUGCUGCAUAUAUAGUAACUAUUGCAUGGUUUACACUUCACGUAUUAUCAUUUUUUCUAGCUUGAUUCUGGAUCUCCGGAAAAGAUUUGUUUAAUAUCACGAGAUGAGCAGAGUGUUCUGGUUGUGUCUUACCGUGAUCUCAAGGAGUGCUUUGAUGGUGCGUUUAAGGAAUUAACAUCAUCAAGCUAA
Messenger RNA from Paramuricea clavata, 6967 nucleotides. The record is from the annotation of a GenBank genome assembly. Lineage: Eukaryota; Metazoa; Cnidaria; Anthozoa; Malacalcyonacea; Plexauridae.